AUGACACUCUUGGCUUUUUUAGUAAUUGAGAUUAGUUUUGGCUUUAGUGUUUUGAAAAUGGAUUAAUGUUCUGAAUGCUCUAAACUUAUUAGAAAAUAGGAUUGUGAAUAUGGAAAUUGUAUUUGGAGUACGAAUAAUGAGAGUAUCGAGGGGAUAUGUAUUGAUAACGGUUCGAAUGUGGAUUAAGGAAAUUCUAGUGGAUAAGCUGAUUAUUGCAAGAGUAUAUUGAAUCCAGCACAAAAUUGUUCCAAAGUAAAAGGUUGUGCUUACUUUAAUUCAAGCUGCACAUUUUUUACAGGUUGCUCUGCAUAUUUUUUCCACACAACCUUCGAUUGUCAAUAAAUAUCGUUAUACUGUAUAUCUGAAGGAGAUGGAUGUAUAGAUGCAAAAAAAUGUGAAGAAUAUUUGACUUAGGAUAUUUGUGAAAAUUCAGGAAGUUCGAGUGGUAAAUGAUGUGAAUUAACUAAAAAUAGGAUCUGGUCAUUGCAAAUGGGAUUCUGGAAAUUUGAAAUGUAGGGAUGAAUUGUGUAGUGAAGCAGGAAUAGGGUUGACUACUGAUUAGGAAUGUUCUAAAUUUAGGUUUGGUUGCAUCACAAAAGGAUAAGGAUGUACAGAGAGUCCUUUAAAGGAAUGUAAGACAUAUGAAAGUUCAGGGCAAGAUUGUAGCAAAUUAAUUGGAUUAGAUGGACCAUGUGAAUUUUUGUAAGGUAGUUAAUUUUGUUAACAAAAAAAAUGUGAAACUGCUCCGAUUACUCAUACAAAAGAUAAGCAAUGUGAUUAGUAUUUGAAGGGAUGUGUCAGUACAGGAAGGGGAUGUGUAGAAAAGUUAUGGCCAUGUAAUACUUAUAAUAAAGAUUGUACAAGUUAUGUAGGGUCAGAUGGAAUAUGUGAAAAUGAGGAGAAGUCAGAGAAUUGUAGAAGUAGAAUUUGUGAAAAUGGAUUAUUUAAUUCAGAUGAGGAUUGCAAUCAAUAUAAAAUUGGUUGUGUUACUAAUGGAAAAUCAUGUGUAACUACUUUGCAAAAUUGUUCAAGUUACAAGGGAAAUAAAAAUACUUGUUUGGGAUUUAUAGGUUUAGAGGGGAUGUGCAAAGGAAUAGAUGAUAAUGAACAGUCAUGUUCUGUGAUGGAUUGUGUUGAAGAUAGUGAUAGUAAAUAUGUGACAGAUGAAUAAUGCUAAAAAAUAUAGAAAAUAUGUAAGACAAAUGGAAUGGGAUGUGUGUAUAAUUUGAAAUUAUGUAAUGAAUAUGAUGGUAGCGCUGAGACAUGUUUUUAAAUGAUUGGAUCUGAUGGAAAAUGCAAAGGGGGCACAGAUGGAAAAUGUUAAAGGAGAUCUUGUUAGGAUGCUCCUAGUACAUAUAACACGGAUUAUGAAUGUAAGAAUUUUUAAUCAGGCUGUGUAACAAAUAGUAAUGGAUGUAUAAAUUAAACAAGUUGUUAAUUAACUCUCAAAGAGGUCAGUUGUUUAGGCACUGCUGGAUGUUAAUGGAAUUCAUCUUGUGUAGAUUCAACAAAAUGCUCUAAUUUUAAUACUCAAGUUAUAUGUGAAAACAAUUCAGCCAUCAAUUACUCAUCUGCAGAUGGGAUUACUACUUAUUAUUACACAAAAUGUUCAUGGAAGAAUAAUUAUUGUUAAAAUUUAUCAUGUUCUGAUUUAAAUGGAGAUAAGUAUGACUCUGAUUCAGCAUGUUAACAAGUAAUGUCAAAUUGUGUCUACAGUGGUUAUGGAUGUGUAGACAGAUAGAGCGAUUGUUCUUUAUUCAAAGGGAGUUAGAAUAGAUGUGCAUUAUAUGCCAAUAAAUGCUGGAAUGAUUAAUAUGCAACAGAGACAUCCCCUUGCAGGAGUAGAUUGUGUUCUGAUAACAUUAUAUUCACAACAGAUGAAGAAUGUGCCUACUUUUAAAAAGGAUGUAGAACUAAUGGUAAAGGAUGCAUUGAAGAUACAAAAUUAUGCUCUGACUAUUAGGGAACAUAAGCAUAGUGCAAUAAAUUUACAGGAUUCAUUUCAAAUAGUUCAGAUAGAUAAUAGUGUUACAACACAAUUGGAGCCACAAUUACUACUAAUUGUAUUGUCAAAACUUGUGAUAUGGCAGUUGGAUUAACUAAUAAUACAGAUUGUACCAAAUUUUUAAAAGGCUGCAUAUGGAAUGGUUUGAGUUCUUGUGUGAAAGAGACUUCUGAUUGCACAGCCUUUUAUGGCACUUAAUAAUUGUGCAAUACAUUUAUUGGCAAUAAGCAAAAAUGUUAUGGUUUAAACACAAACAAUGCCUAUUCUCAAUGCAAGAUUAAACAAUGUGUUGAUAACAAUACCCCUGGACUUACUGAUAAAUAAUGUAAUGAUUUUCUAGAAGGUUGUGUUUCCAAUGGAAUUGGUUGCACACCAAAAGAAACAACAUGUGAUUAAUUUUCUGGUACAUCUGAUACUUGUUCUAAAUUCUUAGGAAAUGGUUAGAAAUGUACUAGAAUGAGUAAUUGUACUACAAGAUUAUGUUCAGAUUAUACUAAUCCUACCAAACAUGAAGAUUGUUAUAAUUAUCAUUCUAAGUGUCGAUUCGUGAAUACAUAAACUUCCUGUAUUGAUCAAACUAUAUGUAAUAAUUAUGUUGCUUAAGGAAAUACUAAUACUGAAAAAACUGCUUAUUGUAGAGCCCUUAAAGAUGAUUCUAAUUUUAUUUGCAGUUAUUAAACAGGAGAUAUUAAUUGUAGCAAUUAUAUUUGUGAACAAAUAAUGACCAAGUUAGAGUGUGAAUCUUACACAAGUACUAAAUUGUGUUAUUAUAUCAAUAAUAUGUGUGUUUCUACUAAAGAUUGUUCUACAAUAACCAUAGACAAUACAUCUGCCAAUAAACCUACUACAAAUUCAACUAAAUUAACUUGGUGUAAUUAAUACAAAGAUAUCAAUAAUAAAUAAUGCUCAUAUCAUUCUACUUUAAGUUCCUCUAAAUGUUCAAAUUUUAUUUUAUGUGAACAAGUAGUUUCAGCCACAAAUUCUGCUGAUUGUAAUAGAUUACUCUAUCAAGAUCCUGAUACUAAAAAUAAAGGUUGUUUGUAUUAUAGUAAUCAAUGUUAUACACUAAAACCAUUAUGUUCAGAUUAUUUUGCUAUUGGUAAUAAUAAUACAGAAAAAUCAGCAUUUUGUUAAGCUAUGAAAUUAAAUACUUCAAUUGGUACAGAUAAUACAAAGGUUAUUUAAUGUUAAUUUGUAAAUGGAGAUUCUAAUUGUUCAUCAGCAACUUGCGAGAGUGUUUCAGUUGCUAAUAACUAAAUAGAUUGUGAUAAAUAGGCCCUAAAUUGUGUCUAUUUUCAAAGUAAAUGUUAUACUAAAUAAAAUGCAUGUACUUCAUACAGUACAUCUUCAGUAUCUUCAAAUAAACCAAUAUUUUGUUCAUAUAUGAAGAAUUCUUCAGGAGAACAUUGUGGAUACAUUGAUGGUAUGAAUAAUUGUAUAAAUUCUUCUUCUGAUUGCUAAUUAUAUCGAUGGGCUAGUUAUAAUAGCAAUCCUGCUCCAUCACCUAUUCCAUCAACAAACUCAAGCAAAAGAACAUAUUGUUAAUAAAGAAGAUCAUCUUCAGGUAGAUUAUGUGGAUAUAUUUAUGGUGAUUCUUAUUGUACUUUAGAAACAAAUUAUUGUGAAUUAAUUUAAUCUCCCUCAUCCUAAUUAAGUUGUGAUCUGUAAGCAAUUGGAUGUACUUAUAUUUAAUCAGUAUCUACUUGUGCUACUACAUCAAGAUUAACCACUUGUAAUGAUAUUACAUUUGAUGAUCAAAUAUUAACAACUGAUGCUGAUAAAUUAAAUUAUUGUAAAUAAGUAAAAAAUUAUUAUGGAUAUUGUACUUGGAUGUCAGCCAGUGGAUAUUGUGAUGAUCUUACAUCAGCAUGUACAUCAAUUAACAUAAGUUCAAUUUCAAAUGAUGAUGAUAAAAAAACAUAUUGUUUAAGUAGAAUGAGUAAAGCAGGGAGUUGUGCUUGGAGAAAAGGAGACACCAGCAGUGCUUGUAGAUCUUUUUCUUGUUUUGACAUCAUGAAUCCUGUAAACUAAGCCACUUGUGAUAGUGUAAUGAGUGGUUGUACUUAUUAUUAAAAAUAAUGUAUUACAUCAUAAGCUAAUUGUAAUACAUAUUAUGCAGAUGGUGAAGAUGAUGAUAAGAAAUUGUAUUAUUGUUCAGGAUUAUCUUAAACAACGAGUAAUUUACAAUGUACUUAUAUAAAAGGAAGUUCAUUUUGCACAGUUAAAACUACUACAUGUGCAUCUUAUACUGUAAGUGCAUUAAGUAAUGCUGAUAAAUUAACUUGGUGUUAUUUAUUAAAAGAUUUAUCAUCAAAUAUUUGUGCUUAUUCAAGUGGAGAUAGUGCUUGUAAAUAAAUAACUUGUGAAUUGAUUAUAAGUCCUUAAUCAUAAAAUGAUUGCAAUUCAUAUUUAUCAGGAUGUCAAUUUUACAAAGGUUAUUGUUACACUAAGCCAACAAAUUGUGGUUCAUAUUCAAUACCUUCUACAAUUACAGAUAAUGUAUCAUUUUGUACUAACUUCAAAAACACAUCUAAUUAAUACUGUGGAUAUGUUAGUGGAAGUACAUGUGCAGCAUAAAGUAGUUGUACUGUAAUAACUGCAGUUGGAGUAACAACAACUUUAAAAUAGUAGUAUUGUUAAGCAAGAAAAUCUUAGGAUGGAUAUGUUUGUACUUAUAUAAGUGGAACUUAUUGUUCAUAAGUGGAUGCAAGUUUAAGUUGUACAUAUAUCACAGGAACAAUAACAAAUUAAGAUAGUUGUUAGUCUAUUUCAGCAAAUUGUUCUUAUUUGGAUUCAACAAAGACUUGUGAUUUGAAUUCAAAUUUAAAUACAUGUGAUAAAUAUUUAUUUAGUAGUACAAUAGAUGAGGAUACAAAGUUAAGUUAUUGUAGAUCAGUGUUAUCAGGAACUUGUAAUUAUUAAUUUGGUGAUACAAAAUGUUCAAAUUAAGUAACAUCAUGUGGUUAAUUUUUAAUAACAAGUGUUAAUGAUAAAAAGAGUUAUUGUGCAGCUAGAAAUAGUUCAAAUGGUAAUUGCGCUUAUGAUGAAUAAAAUGAAAGUUAUUGUAGUUAAAUUAAAUGUAGUGAUAUUGAACUUCCAAAUUCAUAAAUGGAUUGUAAUAAACGUAUGUCUGGAUGUACUUAUUAUAGAAAUUCUUGUGUUUAAAUUUAAAAUAAUUGUAAUUUAUAUAUAACAUAUGGAUCUGAUGAUUAAACUAAGAAAAAUUAUUGUGAAGGUCUAAAAUCAUCAGAUAAUACUUUAUGUACUUUCAUACCAGGUGUAGGAGUAUGUUUCAAUUAAUCAAGCAAUUGUUCAUCAUAUGAUGUGUCUGCUUUAACAGAUAAAAUAGUUUGGUGUGAAUAAUUAAUUUAAAGUGAUGGAUAAAUAUGUACAAAUAUUAAUGAUGCAUCAAGUUGUAGCACUAAAAUUUAUACAUGUGAAACAAUCACAGCAAACAGUUAAUCUGAUUGUGAUAAGAUUCUAGAAAAUGAAUGUAUUUAUUAUAAUACAAAAUGCUAUACAAAAUAAAGUAGUUGUUCAUCAUAUAUAAUUCCAUUAAGUAUAACAAAUAAAUAACUAUUUUGCAAGAAUAUGUUUGAUAGCUCAUAGAAAUAUUGUAUAGGUGGGUCUACAAAUUGUGGAUUACCAACAACUGAUUGUACAAAUAUAGUAGCAAAUGGUAGUGAUGAUUCUUAAAAAAGAAUUUAUUGCAGAGAUUUCAAAUCAUCUGAUGGAUAGAUGUGUGGAUAUUCAUCUGGAUUGAAUUGUGAAAUAGAACAUUAUUAUUGUAGUGUGUUUAUUAGUGCCACUAGUUAAGAAUAUUGUGAUUAGAGAAUAGAUAAUUGUGUUUAUAUUUAAAAGAGUGGAAAAUGUAUUGAAAAAUAUUUGGUAUCAGAUUGUCCAACAAUGUUAUUUGAUUCUGGAUUAUCUAAUGCUAAUAGAAUAAGUUAUUGUUAAUCAUAUAAUCCUUAUGGAAACAUUUGUAAUUGGAGUACUGCAACAGAUCAUUGUGAAUUAGAUACAAAAUAAUGCAUAGAUUUUGAUGCAACUGGAUAAUCUGAUAAAAGAACUUUCUGUUAAUCUAAAUAGGGAUACAAUUGUUCAUGGAGAAAUGGAGAUACAUCUUCAUUAUGUAGAAAAUUCAAAUGUUAAGAUGUUGAUUUAGCUCAAAGUUAAUCUGAUUGUGAUUCUAAAAUAUUUGGAUGUAGUUUUUAUAUUAAUUCUUGUUUCACAAUUGAAAAUAAUUGUGAUAAUUAUUAUGCUUUAGGUACUGAUAAUUAAUUAAAGUAAUACUUUUGCAAUGGAAUUCCAACCAUAUCCAAUCAAAAAUGUACCUAUUUAUCAGAUGAUUAUAAAUGUCGAGUUAGAGAUCAAUGUACUACUUAUAAUGUCUAAAAUGUAAGUGAUAAGGUUAAUGCAUGUUUAGGAAUGUAUAAUCCAACAGGAAUUCAAUGUAUAUAUGUUAAAGGUACUACUUGUAAUUAAGUUGAUAAAUGUGAAACUUAUACUGGAUUAUCUAAUAUGAGUGAUUGCACUAUUUUAUUUGAUACUAAUAAAAGAAAUUGUAUUUAGGGUAAUACUUCAUGUCUUACAUUUACUUGUGAUAAUAUAAGUAAUCCCACUUCUUAAAGUGAUUGUGAUACAUAAUUGAAAGGUUUAUGCUUUUUUAAUUCUACUAAUUCUAAAUGCAUAAAUAUCUCUGAUUGUUCCACAUAUAAAAAGAGUGAUUGGCCAGUUAAUGCUGAUCCAAUCUAACAUUGUUCGACUCUCAUUGAUAAGAAUGGUAAUAAUUGCACUGCUGAUGAUGCUACUAGUAUUUUAUGUAGAGAAAGAUUAUGCAGUGAUAAAUUAUUCUAUUUAAAUUCAGAUUGUAAAGAAUGGAAAUCCUCUUGUAAAUCAGAUGGAGCAAAAUGUAUAGAAUCAAUCAAAACUUGUUCAUAAUUUACUGGUAAUUAAGAUUCAUGUAGCAAAUAUUUAGAUUCUGAUAAUCUCAAUUUUUGUAAAGUUAUAAAUGGUUCAGAAUAAGAUGUAGGACCUUGUUUAUCUUUAUCCUGUUAUCAAAAUACAACAGCAAAUUCUGAUUCAGAAUGUUAAUCAUAUCAAAAUGGAUGUUUAACUAGAGGAGUUGGAUGUAUACCUAAUACAGCUAAAUGUGAUGAAUAUAGAGGAACUAGAGAUCAAUGUGCUAAAUUUACUGGAUAUGUGUCUUCAACUAUUACUGAAAUCUGUUCAGGUGACUUUACAAAUACUGAUUAAUCAAAAUGUAGAUCAAGAAUAUGUUCAGAUAAUUUAAUAGAUAAUAGUGAUGCUCUAUGUUCAUAUUUUAAAACUGGUUGUGUAACCAAUGGAUAAGGUUGUAUUGAUAUUAAUGCUAGUUGUAGUAGUUAUAAGGGAACUCAAUAAUAAUGUAGUAAAUUUAUGGGUAAUAAUAAAACUGUUUAUUGUUGGAAUAAUAUAGAUGCUCCUAGUAAUUAUAAUUGUAUUGAUAAAUUAUGUAAUCAUGUUUUGGGUACUACAGAUCAAUAAUGUGAGUAAGCAUUUCCAAAAGUAUUGAUUAAUGGAAAUUUGACUUUACUUUGUAUUAGUAAUGGUAUCAAUUGUAUCAAAAAUCCAGCCAAAUGCAGUGAUUUUAUAGGCAAUAAUAUUAGUUGUUAGACAUUCACUGCAUUAACUGAUGGACCAUGUAAAGGUAAUUUAGACAAUUCAAUGGGAUAUUGUUAACCUAGAGUAUGUUAUGAAGCAUCAAAAUCAUAUAAUACUGAUGCAUAAUGUUAAGAUUAUCAUCCUACUUGUUUAACAACAGGAUAAGGAUGUAUGAAAUUUUCAUCUUAUGAUAAUUAAGGCAAACCAACUUUAAAUUGUAAUAGUAUUGUUAGUAAUGAUGUAUGUUCUUUAAAACUUGGUUGUACUUUAGCUAGCUAAUGUUUAGUAUCUGUUUCAUCAUGUUCAUUAGUAAAAUCAUAAGCAAUUUGUUAAACAACAAUCUUAUAAAAUGGAAAGAAUUGUGUUUAUGAUUUAUCAUUAAAUUAAUGUCGAGAAUUUUAAUGUUAUGAUUAUGUUGGCAUCAAUGAUAAUAAUAUAUGCUAGUAAUUUAGUAAUAAUUGUACAACUAAUGGUAAUGGAUGUGAAAUUAUGAAAUCAUGUGUAUAAUAUUUUGAAAAACUUACAUGUUAAUCUGCAUACUCUACUGAUCCAAUUAAUAGAUGUAUAUGGACAGAUUAGGGAUGUAGAUAGAGAGAAUGCAAAGAUUUGAAAGGAACUACUAAUUAAUCUUGUAAAUAAUUUAUUUCAGGAUGUAUUACAAAUGGUUAAAAUUGUGUAGGACCAAAUUAUUUAUGUUAAGAUCUACUUGAGAAAACUUGUUUAACAGAUUAUUAAGGUAAUCCUUGUAUAUUUUAUAAAUAAACUUGUUAUUCUUACUCAAAAUGUGAAGAUAUGAAAUUUACUACUCAUGAUGAAUGUCAAUAAUUCUCAGAACUUUGUACAUCAAAUGAAUUAAAUUGUAUACCAUUAAAUAAAUGUCAAUAUUAUACUAAAUAAGUGUCUUGUAAUAUAGGAAUUGAUGGGAUGUGUGGUUGGAAUAAUAACAAAUGCAAUCUAUUUAAAUAAUGUUCAGAUGUUAUGGGAACUUAAACUCCUAUUUGUUAAUAAUACUCAAGUAUUUGUGUAAGUGAUGGUGUGAAAUGUGUUGAAUAAAAUAUUUGUUCAUUCUAUAACUCAUAAUUCCUAUGUGAACAUAAUAAGGGACUUGAUGGAGUUUGUAUAUGGAUUGAUAAUGCAUGUAGAUUGAAAUAAUGUGAAGAUUUGACAACAAAUACAGAUACAUUUAAUAAAUGUUUUAAUUAAUUAAGUCCUAUGCAUUGUUCUAGUAAUGGUACAAAAUGUAUCAGUCUAUCUUCUUGUUAAUAUUAUAAUGAGAAAUCUUGUAUUAUAGGUACAGAUGGACCUUGCAUUUACAAAUUACCUCUUGAUAAGAAAUCAGGUUAAAUCUCUUGCAGACUUAAAUAAUGUUAAGAUGUCGUUGGUAAAACUUUGGAUAUAUGUUUGUCUGCUUUUGAUUCUUCAUAUAAAAAAUGUGUCUCGAAUGGAUCCAUAUGUGUUGAUUUCAAUAAUUGUUCAUCAUAUACUACUAAAAUUGCAUGUACUUCAGGAGGUCUAGAUGGAUAAUGUGCUUUCACACCUAUAGCAUCAUAGUCUAAUGAUGGAAUCUGUAAACUCUUUACAUAAUGUUCAGAUGCAAAUAGUGACAAAGAUACUUGUCUCUCUAAUUCAAAAUACUGUUAAUGGAUUUCAUCAGGUGUAACUAAACAAUGUAUUCCACAUACUUGUCUCACUUAUAAUUCUAAAAAGGAUUGUCUUCCUGUUCCCAGUUAUGAUUAAAAAUCCUUCCUUUUAUGUGCUAAAAUAAAUAAUAUCUGUUAAGAAGUCUAACCAACAACAUUAACCAUGGAAACAUGUUACAUAAAUAGUGCAUAAACAUAUAUUUGGAAUACAUCCACAUCUAAAUGUGUUUAAUGUAAAAUUAAAACUGAUAAUAAUGUUGCCCCAAAUUCCUAAGUAUCCACAAAGUCAUCGGUUUUGCUAUUUACCUUAGCAAUCAUAUUCAAUUUAUAUUUCUGA
This is a messenger RNA of Paramecium pentaurelia, 9625 nucleotides long. Lineage: Eukaryota; Ciliophora; Oligohymenophorea; Peniculida; Parameciidae. The record is from the annotation of a GenBank genome assembly.